AUGGAUCCACAGAACUAUCCUUCAAUGGAUCAAUAUAACUAUUCCAACAAUGGAGGUAACAACAACAAUAGCGGAUAUAGAAAUCAAGCACCACAACAACACCAACAACAACAACCACAACAAGGAGGUGGAUAUCCUCCACAAUAUAACCAAGGCUAUCAACCACAACAACAACAACAACAAUAUAACCCAAAUCAACAAUACUCACCAGAACAACAAGGAAUUGGAAUGCAACAAAGAGGAGGAUCGGGCAACGAAUUCCUCAUUUCAAGUAUAUCAAGUAAUCCACUUGCACAAGUUGGUUUCUCAUAUGGUCAAUCUUUAUUCAAUGAUGGUAAACAAUACGUCGAUUCAAAUAUUGGAAAAUACUUUUCAUUCUCAUCAUUAAAGAGUUAUUUUAAUGUAAACACUUCAUAUGUAUUCAAUAAGAUCAAAUUAAUUAUAUUCCCAUUCCCACAAAAGACAUGGAAAAGAAGAAUUUAUAGAGUUGGUGAUGUAGACUCUUAUUUACCACCUCGUGAUGAUAUCAAUGCACCAGAUCUUUAUAUACCUUUGAUGGCAUUUGUCACUUACUAUCUUUUGUAUGGAUUCCAAUUGGGUAUGGGCAGAGAAUUCUCACCAGACAAGCUUGGAACUGCUAUUAGCAAGGGUAUUGUUGGUUGGUUGAUUGAAAUUGGUAUCUUUAGAUUGGGUUCAUUCUUUUCAAACUCUUAUUCCAUCCCAAUCUAUGAUAUGAUUGCUUACAGUGGUUAUAAAUACGUUUUAAUGGUAAUCACAAUUAUCUCUUCCAUUCUUACUGGUGGAUACAUAUCAUUUUUCGUCAAGAUUUAUUUGGUUGCAUGUUUGGGUGUAUUUAUCCUCAAGACUUUAAGAGUUGUAAUGGUAUCUGAUAAUAGCGCAAACUCACAUCACGAUAUGCACCAACAACACGAAGGCUCAGCCAUGAGAAACUACUUUGUAUUUGGUGUUGCAAUGCUUCAAUGUGUAAUUUUAUUCUUUUUCAAUUAG
Molecule: messenger RNA, 1008 nt
Organism: Cavenderia fasciculata
Lineage: Eukaryota; Evosea; Eumycetozoa; Acytosteliales; Cavenderiaceae
Exons: 6
Coding region: 1-1008 (335 amino acids)
Biological process (GO): endoplasmic reticulum to Golgi vesicle-mediated transport
Cellular component (GO): endoplasmic reticulum-Golgi intermediate compartment; Golgi membrane; endoplasmic reticulum membrane
Source: RefSeq, a predicted model, not a curated record